UAGGCUAUGAGAAUUUCAUUAAAGGUCAAAAUUAAAGGACUAGGACAACAAAAAUAACAAAAUUAAAUUGACAAAAAUAAACACCAAUUUUUUUUUAAAAAAAUAUACGCAGCAGGUGUCGAACCCAGGUUACACUGCUACAAAUGGGUGUAGUUAACCAAUGGGACAAAGUAAGUAUUGUGAUUAUUUUGUAAUCGUUUGAAAAUUAACCUUUCGCCUAUGUUCUUAUUUUGACGCAAAACCUUUAAUUCGUCCAUCUUCUUGAUUGGAACUGAACUUUCCUCUUUUGUUCAUCCGCGAUUCUCGUUGUUCUUGUUGGAAUAUUAUUUUAUUUUUUUUAAGCAAAUUCCUUAUUCUGCUGGAUUUCUUAAAAUCGAUUUGGAAUUUUUUAAUUUUCAACAAUUGUUCCCUCCAAAAAAAAUCCCGCAAUAUGUGGGAUAUAGAAACUACAAUUAGGUUUUUUUUUUCUUUUCUCUGGGAUAUAGAAACUACAACAAAAUCGACUGGUUCCUUAGAGAGAAUAACUGUUGACGAUUAAAAACUUCCAUCUCGAUUUUGUGGACUUCGGAACUGAGUGACGGAUUCGACUUGCUUGCACGAAUUCAGCACUAAAAUGUCCAGAUUUGGAGGGAAGACGCCUUCUAAUCAUGAUGAUACGACUCCAAAUGAUUAUGAACAACAAAGACUCAGGCAUAUUAAAUCUAACAAGCUGAAAAUGCAAACUUUAGGUAUAAAGCGCAUUGCUGCUUGUGUGACAAGUUUGGUGGAUAGCUCAAAACCUCAGAAAAGACGACAAAAAUGUAAUUUUACACUUGAGAAAGAUGGUGACUAUGUGCCUGACGAGGAUGAGGAAGAUGAGCGUGAGGAUCAAACUCAAAUUAUGACUACAAAUAAAAAGGUUAAAAAUAAUGAGAUCAAAGGAGGAGGGAAAAAAAACAAAUUUAUUGCACCGAUGUCAGUUGCCAAGUUAUUAAGAUCAAGACCGAACAAGGAAAAACAAGCAGCACAUGGAACAAAAGAAGUGGGAACAAUUAAAGAAACCCUCUCAACUUUACAAGAAGACCUUCAACGACAAAAGACGUUAAAGGAUAGGCAAAGCAAUAAUCUCCAUAGAGUUGAUUUAGAGCAUGAUGAGAGGCAACUUGUUGAGAACAAUGAUAAUAAUGCUUUAGAAGAUCAAGAAGGCGGUAAGGAUCUAGACGAGACAAGAAACUAUGGUUUAGAAAAUCAAGAAAAUAAUAUCAUUUCAAACACGUUGAGAAAUCAUGACGAGGAGACACUUGCUGACAAGGAGGGGGGAGAGGAUAAUUCUGCAAACAAGAAAAAGAAGAAAACAUACAAGACCGUCACUCCUAGAGGCCCUACAAGAAAUCUUCAAAUGGCAAGAAUGAGACCCGGUGAGAAGAAAAAAGUGGAUUUCAACAUAAAAGGCCAACCUAUUGGUGUGAAUAGAGCUUGUCUUGCAAGUUAUUGUGGCUCCCUUGUUAGAGAUCCUCUUAAUGCCCCACUUCAAAAGUUGAAAGUAUUUUCAGAAAUUCCAGAAGAGAAUAAGGAGAAGAUGUGGGAUCUUGUUCUGGAAAAAUUCGAUAUUGGACUUGAGGAUGAUCAAGAUGAAGGGGAACGUGAAAAAAUAAAAAAAGAAAGGAAAACAUACAUCAUGGGGUCUUUGAAUAAAAAAUACAGGAAUUAUCGUGCAAGACUGAAAGCUGAUUAUUAUGAUAUUGAGAGCACAGACGAGGAGAAGCUUAAAGAAGAAAAUAGGCCACCAAAUGUUGACAAAGAUGACUGGGAAUGGCUUGUUGAGUACUUUGGAUCAGACGAGUUUAAGGGUAAAAGUACAAGAAAUACCAAAAAUCGAUCUUACCAAGAUGCCGGACACACUUCUGGUACAAAGAGUUUUGCUCAAAAAGUUGAAGACAUGUUCGAACGUGACAAAGUAAUGCCGACCAUGCUGAAAUUGUACGAAGAAACUCAUUCAAAAAAUGAUAAGACACCGGUUACUGAAGUGGCAAAAGAAACAAUGGUAAGAAAUGAAUGCUUGAUAUAUAUACUAAUUGCUAAUUGUUAAUGCAUUUUAAUUUUCCC
Molecule: messenger RNA, 2085 nt
Organism: Spinacia oleracea (spinach)
Lineage: Eukaryota; Viridiplantae; Streptophyta; Magnoliopsida; Caryophyllales; Amaranthaceae
Exons: 9
Coding region: 614-2068 (484 amino acids)
Source: RefSeq, a predicted model, not a curated record